Messenger RNA from Panicum virgatum (switchgrass), 754 nucleotides. RefSeq lists its product as uncharacterized. The coding region runs from base 67 to 495 and encodes 142 amino acids. The record is from RefSeq and is a predicted model, not a curated record. Lineage: Eukaryota; Viridiplantae; Streptophyta; Magnoliopsida; Poales; Poaceae. The transcript has a single exon.
UAUAACAGCUGGCAUUUGGAGCUCCUUCACCAACCGCCAUCUCGAACUUGGAAUCCCAGCGCCGCAAUGGACGUGCCGUUCUUCGUCGCCUUCUCCGUCAUCCUCCUGCUCGGCCGGUACCUCCCCUUCGCGCUCCCGGCGAACGCGCGCGCCGCCCUGGCCGACGGUGCCGCGGCGCCGCCCGCCCGCGCCGCCAAGUGCGCCAUCUCGGUGGCCGUGGCGGGGCUCGCGCUGCUGGUGUCCACGCAGUGCGGCGGCCGGCCGCAGCAGUGCCCGGCGGAGGCGGCGAUGGAGGCGAGGGCGCUCUGGCUCAACUCCGCCGCGCUCUUCCUCGGGACGCUCCUCGCGGCCGCCUCCGUGGCGCUGCACCCGCCCGCGCGCGCGCCGCCGGCCGUCGAGGUGGCCGUCGAGCACCUGACCAGGGUCACCGAGACCAUCACGAUCACCGCGUUCGCGCACGACCUCUGCAUCUUCCUCAAGAUCUCCAAGUCCUAACAAACGAAUUAAGCUACACGACGACAGCAUCGUCCUGAGAAUUCAUUCUCUGUUCUUAAGCCACGGACGGCGUCGUUGAUGAAUUCUACGGAAAUCAAUAGAAACAGGCACUGUCAGUGCCGGUUAGUUGGAAAAAAAUGCAGGCAAAUCAUGGAAGGUCACAAUCUCCCAUUGUUCACCAUGAUCCCCCAGAACUGUACUGGUGCAGAAAAUUCAGCUUGUACUAUCAUAUAUAUCAGAGCGGUUGUUGGCGGGUCAA